Messenger RNA from Musca domestica (house fly), 1388 nucleotides. RefSeq lists its product as uncharacterized. Bases 149 to 1315 code for a protein of 388 amino acids. Lineage: Eukaryota; Metazoa; Arthropoda; Insecta; Diptera; Muscidae. The transcript has 9 exons. The record is from RefSeq and is a predicted model, not a curated record.
CCCGCUUCGUUUUUACUUUCCAUUUCUAUGGCGGCGAUGUGAUAAUAUAAUGACAGCUUUGUAGUCUCCUUGAAGUAGCUGGCACCUUGAAUUGAAAAGCAGUUUCAAACAGAAACAAAAAUAGAUUAAUUAAUGAAAAUAGUUCAAAAUGCAUUAUCAAAUCGGACCCAGCUUGAAACUAAUCUGUCAGACCUUGCAAAAAAACACGGAGAGAGUUAAUCAAUGUCAGAGGUUUGAAAUUGCUGAACUAUUAAAAACGUUAAAUGCCACAGAAAAGUUGCUGGUUGCCAAAUACUUUUGCAAACUACCCUGGAAUAUUGGUAGCCUUUUUGUCUUGGGAAUUUUACACGAUUUGCGGAUACUGACGGCAACGGAGUUUAUUUUAUGUUACAACAGCAAUGAAGAUGUCCAAUUGGUAUUAAACGAUUUCUACGAAUCGGAAUUUGAAUUAAUCACAAAUUUAUUUAUUAAUUCCACAAUGGAUUCUGGAAAUUCAAUACGUUUGAGUGAUAUUCUGGAAGUGUCAUUGGAAAAUCUAUUUAAAGAUUUGUUGGAGAAACCAGAAUUGAAUAGUUUAGGCUAUGCGAAAUAUAUGCGCAGCAGUGUGCCGGGAGAAAUCCUAAUAAAAAUCAUACAAAAACAUGUGGACGUUAUAAUAAGGUUGGAACAAAGCGGUGUGAGUGCUGCAUUUGAAAAUUUUUCCUCCUGGAUAAAUGAGGGAGUUGAUGAGUUAAAAUUUCCCAAGGAUCUCUAUGAUAAUCUACUUUCGAAUAACAUUGAAGAUAGUCUGAAUUACCUCUUAAAAUUGGCCAGUGUUGAGAAUUUCCGCAAUUGGAAAUUUUAUUUGAUUUUAUUGCAAACACUGUGUAGCGGCAAUAAUGAAAAGGCAGGACCUUAUGUUAGAAGUAAAAAACACCUCAAAGCCCAUUUGAAACAAUUGGCCACCUUGCCAUACAAACGAUCCAUGAUGAAUUUACUGCUUACAGCUCGAGCCUCCAAUGCUGUGACAAUGGAUAUAUCAAAGAAUUUAGAUCUAUAUGCGGAUUGGUAUAAAAACAAUAUUGGUGAAAUGAAAUUUUUCUUUAAAGCUGAAGAAUUUCAUAAUAUCAUGAAUUUGUUGGAUCAAUGCAUUGCCUAUGAAGCGGAAUUGGAUUAUUUGGAGAUACAUGCAGCCAUCUCAAUUUCCCCACCCGUUUUAUGUGGCAAAAUUGUCCAAUCUUAUAAGAGUAAAUGUAAGCAACGUUUACAGCAAAUCAAAAAGGGUAUCAAAGGUGUUGGUAUCGAUGAAAGCAUUGUGAUUGAGGAUAGCAAUUGAGUGCGGAGUACUUUUGGGAGUUUAUGUGGAAUUAAAAUUUCUAUCAUAAUGAAAUACAUUCCAAAGUUUUAAA